AUGAAAUCUUCACAAGUUACACAGAUAUUUUUGCUCAUAGCAUCCUUCCUAGUCUCGUCUGUUGACGCCGUUGUGGUUGCAACACAGCCUUCCCACCACUUGCAUAUGAGAGGGUUGCCAAAACUGGUGACAACAAGUGAAACACCAACUCCAACUUCUACAGAAGAGCCUAGUACAUCCUCAACCUCAGACAACUCAGAGAGCUCUGAAACUGAAGGAUCAUCCACAGAAAUUACAAGCACUUCCGAAUCCUCCAUUUAUUCUGAAUCUGUAACAGCAUCUAGCACAACAAGCGAUACUGAUUCAGAAACAUCCAGCACGACAAGCUAUACUUCCUAUACCCCAUCAACUACUUCUGUUUCCGUUGGCCCAAUAUAUAUUCCAAGUGCACAAAAUAACAAGUAUGUUUAUCAUGCUACACAUCCAUCUGGUACCGUUUUUACCGCCUUUGGUAGUUGUCUAGCAUUUAUUGCUCUAGUUCUUGUGUUAGUUUGGAUAGCAUUAACUCUACGGUCUUGGAAAAAUGCAAGAAAAGAAUACCAAAUUAGAGAACGGGAAAAUAAAUAUCAGCUUGAUCCUUACUACUUCCAAAAUGGUGACAAGGAUGAUUAUUCUAGUAGUGACUCUGAUGUUGCAAGUGAUAUAUCUGAAAAGAUUCUGAAGAAGAAAGCUUCAAGGAUGAGUUUGUAUAGCUUAGGAGGUGGCUCGGCGUUUAAUCUUUUGAGCUCCGAAAAGCUUGACACUAAACCACCAGCACCACCAUCAAACAAUCCACGUUUAUCUAUGUUCAUUUCUCCCACUGAAAUACUAAAAAACGAGGGUAAUACAUGGAGUACAGAUAGCUCGGCAUUCAAUUCAUUAACUAGCACUCCUCGUGAGCAAUCUGUUGCCAAUAUAAUAGUGCCCCAAAAUGGUCUCAAUAAACUGGGUGACCCACCUUUCACAGGGAAAAACCUAAGUAAUAUGGACAUAUCGUCUACACCUGGUGUGGCAAUACCAAAACCUAAUGGGAAUCAAAAAAGAGGUAGACCUCCGAGCGCUCAUUUAGAUGACCUUCUCGACGGCAUCCAAUAA
Molecule: messenger RNA, 1074 nt
Organism: Nakaseomyces glabratus
Lineage: Eukaryota; Fungi; Ascomycota; Saccharomycetes; Saccharomycetales; Saccharomycetaceae
Gene: CSI2
Product: Csi2p
Cellular component (GO): fungal-type vacuole; cellular bud neck
Source: RefSeq, a predicted model, not a curated record